AUGGUGAUGAUCGAAACGUUUUUGGGGAUGGCGAAAUAUUUGUCGCCACGCGAAGACGACGAUUGGUCAGACCGGCUCAAUUAUUUGAUCACACCGAAUAUUUUGCUCGCAUUUUCCGUUCUGAUUUCAUUCAAACAAUUUGGCGGAAGGCCUAUUGAAUGCAUGUUUCCAAAUAAAUUUCCGGGAAGCUGGGAACAGGUUAAUAUUGGUUAAUUUUGUAGGGGGAUUUUCUCGGGAAAAAUGAUAUGUUUCUGGGAUUAUUUGGGAACUCCAGAACUUAAAGAAUUCCAAAAAAAUUGUCUUAUGAAAAAAAAUCAUCGCAAUUUUUACACAGUACGCUGAAAAUUACUGCUGGUCUCAAGACACAUAUUUUGUCGAGCCAACACAACACGUCGAAUUAUUGAAGGAAAAAGAGAGAUACACUCCAGAAAGACAAUUAUCCUAUUAUCAAUGGGUUCCAUUUUUCCUGUUAUUACAAGCAGCUUUUUUUCGCGCACCAAGUUAUUUGUGGAAAUACUUUUCGAAUAGUUCAGGUAACUAACCAACUAAUUUUCGAAAGUUUUCAAAAUUCACAGUUUUUAAGGAAUUCGAAUUCAUGAAGUCGUCGAAAAAGCCAAAGACACUUCAAAUGUUGAGGAAGAAGUUCGUGAGAAAAAUAUCACUAUUUUGAUGCGACAUUUAUCAGCAGCACUGCGUUUUCAACGAAGAAUGGUGAAGAAAAAGGUGGUGGUUCAUAAAACUGUGACAUGUUUGAAUUGGCAAUAUUCAUCCAGUUUUAUUUCAUCAAUCUAUCUUUUCACCAAAACUCUUUAUUUUUUGAAUGUUUUUGCGCAACUUUGGCUGAUGAAUUAGUGAGUUUUUUUGUUGGAAUAUUACAGUAAUUCGACAACAUUUUAUUGAGAUUUCGAACAGGGAGUCGAAAUUUAUCGAAAACCACGUUACAACUGAAAAAUCUCCAGUGAAAAUUCAUAAAUAAAUUUUAAAAAAGAGUUGUGCCAACAGGUUCACGUGAAAUUUCGCACUUUCAUAUUAUGAACACAUUUUCAAAAAUUUUCAGUUUCUUGCGAACCAACAAAUAUCAAUGGUACGGUUUUGGUGUUGUUCAAGACAUUGUUUUCGGAACUCCGUGGGAGAGAAGUGGAUUUUUCCCAAGAAGUGCAGUCUGCGAUUUUGAGGUUUGUCACAAAAAUUAAUGUUUCCUAAUCUUUAAAAAAUGGCAUUUUUCUCUGAAAAUCACUCCAAGCUUCCACGAAUUUCCCAUAACCCAUUCAAAAAUUUCCAGGUCCGCCAAGUCGCCAACAUUCAAAAAUAUUCAGUUCAAUGCGUUCUUGUCAUCAACAUUUUCAACGAGAAAAUCUUUGUUCUUCUUUGGUUCUGGUAAGCUCCGCCCACUUUCGCACACACAGCAUAUCGCAUUGCGAAACCAGCGCGCUGUCUGUCGCUCACUUUAUAUACCUCGCCGCGAGAGAAAUUGAGAGAUAGCUUCUAUGAUCGAUAACAAACCCAGCUCUCUGAACGAUUCUGAGGAUAGAAAAAAGCUGAGAAGCCUGAAUUUUUUGAAUUUCAGUUACAAUUAGGAUAACUUGGAAAAGAUAAUUCACGAAAAAUCAGUGACAUUUUUUUUUAGGUAUUUCGUACUUCUUUUCUGCACUGCAGUUUCAUUUAUCCAAUGGUUGAUUCUUCUUUCAUUCCCUUGCUUUUCUCGAUGGUUUGUAAGUCAACAUUUGGAACUCUCGAGCCUUGCUGGAUUUGUGCCAACAUCUGUUCGAUCCCAUAAAGAAGUAGCCAGAUUUGUGGAAAAUUAUUUGCAUCGAGAUGGAGUUUUUGUUCUACGAAUGGUUUCAUCGCAUGCUGGCAUCAUUUUUGCAACUGAUCUUGUGCAAGCUUUAUGGAAAGCUUAUUAUGGAAUAGAGGAGGAGAAAAAGGAACUGGAAAGUCCAAUGAGCGAUCAGACAACUCAAGAAACACAAGUUCGACACAGAAAGGGGAAGAAAUCAAUGAUCGAUUAUUUAGAGGUAAACUUUUUUCUACGAAAUUAUGAGAUUUUCACCCGAGAACUGUAAGAUUCCAAUGAAUUUUUAGGGCGGAAAUUUCUCGACAUCCCUACUUCCAACAACUCCAGAUUAUGAAGAAUCGAGCUCUUCGGAAAGCGAUUCUCCAAAACGACAGAGUAAUACAGUGGCAAUUUGA
Caenorhabditis angaria is the source of this 2190-nucleotide messenger RNA. The record is from the annotation of a GenBank genome assembly. Lineage: Eukaryota; Metazoa; Nematoda; Chromadorea; Rhabditida; Rhabditidae.